Messenger RNA from Mus caroli (Ryukyu mouse), 6531 nucleotides. It is a transcript of the gene Epb41l5, whose product is annotated as erythrocyte membrane protein band 4.1 like 5. The record is from RefSeq and is a predicted model, not a curated record. Gene Ontology annotation, biological process: actomyosin structure organization. Lineage: Eukaryota; Metazoa; Chordata; Mammalia; Rodentia; Muridae. Gene Ontology annotation, cellular component: cytoskeleton. Gene Ontology annotation, molecular function: cytoskeletal protein binding.
GGCGAUACCGCGCGGUGGCCGCUGAGGGCCGGGCGCGUCGCCGGGGUCUCGCGCGUUGUUGGGGGGGAAAACUCUGGUCACCCCUGACCUCCCUGUAGCUGUGGGAUUAGGGGAAGGUCGUCUCGAGUGUCACUUUGCCGGGUUUGUGGGCAGUCACCGGUGAGACAGGACGUGCCAGCUAGCUCCCGGUCGAGUGAAACUUGGAAGCAUUCGAGGCAGGUGCGUUCCCGGGAACCACCAAGGCCGAGGGCGCUCCCCGCCCCCACGCGUGGCGCGGGUCUGAAAUGCUGAGCUUCCUGAGACGAACGCUUGGCCGAAGGUCUAUGCGCAAGCAUGCUGAAAAGGAGCGUCUCCGAGAGGCACAGCGUGCGGCCACACACAUUCCUGCGGCUGGGGAUGCCAAGUCCAUCAUCACAUGCAGGGUGUCCCUUCUGGACGGUACAGAUGUCAGUGUGGACUUGCCGAAAAAAGCCAAAGGACAGGAACUGUUUGACCAAAUCAUGUACCACCUGGACUUGAUUGAAAGUGACUAUUUUGGUUUGAGAUUCAUGGAUUCAGCCCAAGUAGCACAUUGGUUGGAUGGUACAAAAAGCAUCAAAAAGCAAGUAAAAAUUGGUUCACCCUAUUGUCUUCAUCUUCGAGUUAAGUUUUAUUCCUCGGAACCAAAUAAUCUUCGUGAGGAGCUAACCCGGUAUUUAUUUGUUCUUCAGCUAAAACAAGAUAUUCUCAGUGGGAAGUUAGAGUGUCCCUUUGAUACAGCAGUUCAGUUGGCAGCUUAUAAUCUGCAAGCUGAACUUGGCGACUAUGAUCUUGCUGAACAUAGUCCUGAACUGGUCUCUGAGUUCAGGUUUGUGCCCAUCCAGACUGAAGAGAUGGAACUGGCUAUUUUUGAGAAAUGGAAGGAAUACAGAGGUCAGACACCAGCACAAGCAGAAACCAAUUACCUGAAUAAAGCCAAAUGGCUAGAAAUGUAUGGUGUUGAUAUGCAUGUGGUCAAGGCUAGAGAUGGCAAUGACUAUAGUUUGGGACUGACUCCAACAGGAGUCCUUGUUUUUGAAGGAGAGACCAAAAUUGGCUUGUUUUUCUGGCCCAAGAUAACUAGAUUGGAUUUUAAGAAGAAUAAGUUAACUCUAGUGGUUGUGGAAGAUGAUGAUCAGGGCAAAGAACAAGAGCAUACCUUUGUCUUUAGAUUGGAUCACCCUAAAGCCUGCAAACAUUUAUGGAAAUGUGCUGUGGAGCACCAUGCCUUCUUCCGCCUCCGAGGACCUGUCCAAAAGAGUUCCCAUCGGUCGGGAUUCAUUCGACUAGGAUCCCGAUUUAGAUACAGUGGAAAAACAGAAUAUCAGACCACAAAAACUAAUAAAGCAAGAAGAUCAACCUCCUUUGAAAGACGGCCCAGCAAGCGGUAUUCCCGACGGACACUGCAAAUGAAAGCCAGCACAACACAACCUGAAGAUCUUGGUGUUCUUAAUGCUUCAGCUCAGAAAAGUGACUCCCAACAGGCUUGGGGUGUGAUGUCUUCUGUGCCUGUUACUUCUUCCUCAUCCUCUGGUCCUGUGCUGGUGGAGAUAGAGAAUCUUCCACAGACCUCUGCAACAGACCAACAUGACAGGAAAUGCUUGCCCCCGAGCGUUGAUUUGCUCAAUGGCCCAGACUUACUAGAAACAACCAUUGGUGAUGUAACAAGGACGUCAGAGACUUCGGCACCAUUCCCAGCACCAGAUAACAUUAAUGUAGCCACCAGGUCAAUCGAAUUAGAGGAGUUCAAAGCUGAAUGUGAGACAUUAAAAGAUGACACAGAGAAACUUAAACAGCUUGAAACAGAGCAGACUAUCUUGCCAUCUCUUCGACCUACCAUUGACAUUAAUGUCAACAGCCAGGAAGAAGUGGUAAAGUUGACUGAGAAAUGUCUUAAUAAUGCCAUUGAGAACCCAGCAUUGAAUGCCGUAAAGGUUCCUCCUGACUUCAAGAGUAAUAUUUUGAAAGCUCAAGUAGAAGCCGUGCAUAAGGUUACAAGAGAAGAUAGUUUAUUAACUCAUAAAAAUGCCAGCGUUCAGGAUGCUGCCACAAACAGUACUGCAUUCAAUGAAAAUGAUGUGCCCGUCUGUAAAGAUUCCCUCACUCCAGUGCAUGGCACAGCUGCAGACAGUGACUCUGUACUAAAGGAUGCUACUGAUGAACUGGACGCCUUACUUCUUUCUCUGACUGAGAAUCUGAUGGAUCACACAGUAACACCUCAGGUGUCUUCACCAUCCAUGAUCACACCCCGGUGGAUUAUUCCACAGAGUGCCACCAUCUCCAAUGGGCUUGCAGGGUUUGGAGCAUCUUUGGCCGGGACAGAUGAAUGUGGUCAGAAAGAUGGAUUCUCACUGAUUUCCCCGCCAGCACCAUUCUUGGUGGAUGCUGUGACCAGCUCUGCCCCUCCCUUGCCUGAAGACUCAACCUUGAAGCAGAAGUGCUUGCUGACUACUGAGCUCUGAGGGCCGCUGCUCCCCACCUGUAACUGGAUUGCCCCACACCGCCCCCAGUCAGCCCUGGAUCCAUGUGUCCUUUACUUGGGGAAAACCUUCUACCAGGAUUUGACUUUAACUCCACAAUGAGAGUAGCUACAUUUUCCGUCCAACUGGAAGUCUACCCCACAUAACUGCUUAACUGAAGAUACCUCCUCCUCUUCCUGUAACUGUAUUUGCAUUGCCAAUUCCUGAAGCAAUGAAGGUAACUAGUUUCCUGCAAACUGUUGGCUCCACCUAGCGGUUGCAACUGUUUAUAGCUUAGAGCAAGGCUUGCUGUUUCCCUGGGAUGUCAGGGGAGCACACCUGAGCUGAGAGCCUGCUGGAGAAAUGCGUGGCACUUUCCUGUGCAUUCCCUGGAAAUGAGAAUUAGAAAAUGGAUGGAAACACUGUGUGGCUAGAUCCCAGGCCAGCUCCUGCACAGUUGCUAGGAUUCUUGGAGAAGCUGAGAACAUAGAGGGGUGAGGCUGUCACCCAGACUUUGAAUUCUGAGCAGUAAUGACCUUACACCAAAGGUAAAUGUUAUCUUUGGAUAACUAGAGAGAGGUUCAGUCUCUAGGCAUGAACUCCUCAGACCAGUUUUCCUAUUGGAAGCACCUAAACCCCUCGCCUGUCUUUAACUUUGCAGCCUGGGAGGGAGCAAGUGUCAGCUCAGAGACCCGAGACUGUGCUCCUCUUGCUGAGCCAGUGGGGAAUGCGGCCCUACUAGGCUUACCAAUUGGAAAGUCAGGACCUGUUUAGACAUAGCCUCCAGUUCCUUUUGGUGUAUACUGUGUGAGCUUACAGCUUCCAAGCUGAAAGGAAAAGAAAAAUACCUGGCAGAAAUGGGGAAUGCCUGUGAGAGGACUUGGGUUCUUGAAUGAGUAUAACAAAUGAAGUCAGUUUUACAUAGGGGUUUUGUAUUCAUUUUAAAGUCCUCUAGAAUCCCCCAUUCCUUUAGCCUGUACCAAAAAAAAAAAAAAAAUGAUGAUGUUAAAGUAGUACCCAUCCAUCAUAGAAAAGUGUAUGGAUAUGAGAAAUGACACUGAAGUAGCUUUACCUGCUUAGGCUGAAAGAUCAGGCCUCACUUGCUGUGGAGAUGAGGGUGAUGUGCAGACAGUGGUGGUGCCAGUAGUGUUGCACUGAUGCUAAGCUGUGUCCCCUGGAGUUUGUUCGGCUCUCUGCCCAGCAUGUGAUGUGUACUCAUUCUUGCUUCUCAGUUAAGAAGACACCCAGCUCUGUGGUCUUUAAGGGGCUGUGAUUUGAACUACCCUGGCUUCCUUGUGGCAUAGCUUGUGCUCAGGCAAACACUAAUGUCUUGAUUGGGAAGCCCAGGGGGUUCAGUUUCACAGUGUCCAGAGGAGCUGGACAGUUUAGAAACUACCUUUGCUAAACAGUCUGCUAGGGAGUUGUUCUUCUUGCUGGCUGUCUCCCCUUUGCCAAUAGUGUAGCUUGUGUGAUCGUCGGCAGUGUUUUUGCCAGUCCUGAGUGAUAAGACAUUUCUUACAGGAUGACACUUAGAAUUGGGGCUUGACCCAGGCACACUACACUGGGUUUCAGAUUUCUAGUGUCUGGAAGUUCUGGAUGGCCUGCAAGGCUAGCUGUUCUGCUAACACACAGCCAAGACACGGCGGCUUAGAGGGCCUAAAUGUCCUGUUCUGCUUAGGAGCAAGCACUGUCCCUUCAAGAUUGAGUCCAUAUGAGUAUCCCAUAACAUUUUUGUCUCCAGGUACCUGAAUUCUUACUAGUCAAAAUAUUUGCUAGUGACUUGGUUAGGAUUCACUUGAAUCCCAGUAAAAAGAAAUCCUAUGUCCUACUGUCAAGUGGUAAGCUUAGAAGUACAUAUUGAGUGACAUAUUUUCCCUGACAGAUUAGACACUGUUAUAUGUUUCCUGUGCUGUUACAGUAGCAGUACUCUGCUCCUUUGAGAAUGGUAGUGUCUAAUGAGACAGGCCUGAGGGUGCCUGUGGGAGCAGUAGAGGCAGGGCAAGUCCAUGAGACAGUGAGAAUGCUGACAGAGGGAGGCCGAGUCAGGAAGAUGGGUAGCUGCCGGCCGUGUGGGUUUAUGGCACAAUGGAGAUAGGGCCAAAAGGCUGGCCCGCUACAAACCUAGGGAGGGAGAGAGGGAUCCGGGCAAGGUUUGUACGGUGUCCCGGCUGGGGUAGGACUUGGCAUGGCAGUUUCCAGUAAGAUGGGGAUUAGUUAGGAGUCCUAGGCUCCACCUCAGCACUUAGGAAGGCAUGUGAGGGAGGGAUCUGGACACUGACAGCUUCUGGGUAGCAGCUCCGUUCAACACAGAGGACUCACAGUUACCUCACCCCUCUCCUCAGCAGAUGGUCUCCUUCGCAUUCCACUUUGCUUUGAGAAAUACUUUUUACAGUCCUGCUGGCGGACUAGGGUACUUGCUUUGCACAGGCUUAGCUGUCCUGGGCAUGUCAGGGGCUGAGAUCUCGGAGUUGUUACUAGCAUCUCCUGCUUGUUUUUCUCAGUUCUGGCUAAAGCUUGGAUCUCUCUUCUCUUAACUGAGCCCCAGAAAACUGCUGUCCCUUGCUCGAUUGCUAGGCACUCAACUGAUGAAAAAGUUUAUUUUUUUUUCUUUCCUUCCUUCUUUCUUUGUUUCUUUCCUUUUUUUUUCUGUGUAGCUCUGGCUGUCCUGGAACUUACUCUAUAGACCAGGCUGGUCUCAAAAUCAGAGAUCCUCCUGCCUCUGUCUCCUGAGUGCUUCAUUAAAGGCUGUGCCACUACACCUGGGAACAUAGUUUCUAAGAAAGCUUCUUGUCUUUUCAUUUGGCAGGUAUCCUGUUCAUUUGUUGUUUUGUGUUGUUUUACUUUGGUUGUUUAGACAAGGUCUCACUGUGGAGCCCAGGAUGGUCAUAACUCCCAGCAGUCUUCCUGCCUCAGCUUUCCAGGGGCUGGAUUUUCAGUCAUGAACCAUCGAGCCUAGCAUAGACUUGUUCUGACAAGUUUUCUGUUUGGUUGGCUUUGGUUUUAAGUUGCUAGGUCAGAACCAGAAUUUGGACUGGGAAUGGUGGCAUGUCUUUAAUCCCAUCACUCUCUGAGCUGCAGGCAAACUAAGGCUACAUGGUGAGGCCCGUGUCUCACUCGGCCACUGAGCUAUUGUCCCCAGACCCAUUAAGUUUGUUCUAUAGAGAGUUCUAUAGAGAUAACAGAUACUUCACCAAUCAGUUUUCUGCUGGUGCUGCGCAGCAUCAUCAGAGGCAGCACUCAGCAUCGCUGCAUUCACUGCAGCUGAUUCACAGUGCUGCUUCCCAGCUCUGAGCACAGGAGAGUGAUGCCUGCAGUCCAUGGUCUGCAGCACUAGCAGCCACUCAGGCAGCCAGCACUUGAGGACAUUGUGUCGAGUUGUCCACAGGGCUGCAAGGAGAUUGUGGGUCUCAUCUGUGAAUGUCUUGGACCUAUUAUUUGAUCCAUCUCUUGGCCAUCCAGUUGACUGGAAAUUUGCAUACAUGUAUGUAAUAAAGAAUGUGGGUUUAUAGAUCAUUGAUGCUUUUUUUUUUUUUUUCUGGAAAAAAAUUAAACUUGGGUUUGGAUGGUCAGGAUGAACUGGAAACAUUCCUAUGUUGCCAGGAUGGGGAACUGGGUUUGCACUGUGGAGACUUGUCCUGAGCUGUGCUCUGCUGUGUGCACUUCUGGUGGGACUGCUUAUCUUCUUCUUUAUUGCAUUGUUGGGGGUGAUAGCCACUAAUUCUCAGGAUUCCUUCUAUCUGUGUGUGUGUGUGUGUGUGUGUGUGUGUGUGUGUGUGUGUGUGUGUGGUUUCAUGGAACUCUGUACUCUCUCUGUGCUCACAUCUGGAUACAAUAGAUGAUUAUGAGGAUUCACCAGCUAUUUUGUGUUUACUUUUUCUACAUGUUAAGCUCUGCAGUAGCUUUGGAACUGUAAUUUAUUUUUGUAUCACAUGCACUAUAUUCAGUGACUUCCUGUUGUAUGUUGCUUGUAUUAGAAGCACUGCAGUGAACUGUGAGUUGUCUGUACACUGAACAAGAACUCUAGGUAUGACCCAUUGCAAUAAAACUUCCAUGA